Molecule: messenger RNA, 534 nt
Organism: Lolium perenne
Lineage: Eukaryota; Viridiplantae; Streptophyta; Magnoliopsida; Poales; Poaceae
Source: RefSeq, a predicted model, not a curated record
AUGUCGCUGGUCAAGCCCGACACUUUGUCGGCAACCUCGCGCUCGCCAUUGCACUCCCGCAAGAACACCGCUUUGACCCCCCAAACGGAGGAGGAGCGGCUCGGACCGUGCCGCCGAGGACCGCCGGAGCUGAGCCCACCUAGCCCAGCCCUGGCACCAACAGUGGAGAAAGCAGGGCGGACGUCCGCCGGAGCUGGCCCCGAUCGAGGACCGCAUGUCCCAGACCGAGGCCCUUCUGGCCCAGAUCGGGGCCCGCCUGGCCCCAAACUGGGCCGCAUCGCCGGCGGUGGGGGCCCCGCCACCGCCCUCCGCUGUCGCCCAAGGCCACGAGCCGCACCAGCCCAUCCCUCCGCCAGGACCGUCGCCGCCAUGCCCCCGCCAUCGCCGUCGGACCGAGCACGAGGCGCCCCGAGCCGCACCGCCGCCGACCGCUCCUGCCCCGCGCAGGUUCACGCGCGAGCGGGUAAGGGAGAUCCCGCCGCCGCCGGCGCCACGGGGGAGGAGGGGAGGAGGACGGGUGGAGGCGCGGAUUAG